CACCGCGCCCUGCUCCGCGCAAUCGAUCGCCAGCGCCAUGGACCGAGGCCGCGUGCUGGAGCAGCUGCUCCCCGAGCUCACAGGGCUGCUCAGCCUCCUGGACCAUGAGUACCUCAGCGACACCACCCUGGAGAAGAAGAUGGCUGUGGCCUCCAUCCUGCAGAGCCUGCAGCCCCUCCCAGCCAAAGAAGUCUCCUACCUGUAUGUGAACACAGCGGACCUCCAUUCGGGGCCCAGCUUUGUGGAGUCCCUCUUUGAAGAAUUUGACUGUGACCUGAGCGACCUUCGAGACAUGACAGAGGAUGACGGGGAGUCCUGCAAAGAAGCCACCCCUGAGCCAGCCAAGAGCCCAUCUCUGAGACACGCAGCCGACUUGCCUCCACCGCUCCCCAAAAGGCCUCCACCUGAGGACUACUAUGAGGAGGCCCUUCCCCUGGGGCCUGGCAAGUCCCCCGAGUAUAUCAGCUCCCACAACGACUGCAGCCCAGCCCACUCAAUUGUGGACAGCUACUACGAGGAUGCAGACAGCAGCUACCCCGCAACCAGGAUGAAUGGGGAGCUGAAGAACUCUUACAAUGACUCUGACGCCAUGAGCAGCUCCUACGAGUCCUAUGAUGAGGAGGAGGAGGAAGGGAAAGGGCCGCAGCCCACACACCAGUGGCCUUCAGAGGAGGCCUCCAUGCACCUGGUGAGGGACUGCAGGAUAUGUGCUUUCCUGCUGCGGAAAAAGCGCUUCGGGCAGUGGGCCAAGCAGCUGACCGUCAUCAAGGAGGACCAGCUCCUGUGUUACAAAAGCUCCAAGGACCGGCAGCCACAUCUGAGGCUAGCGCUGGAUGUCUGCAACGUCAUCUACGUGCCCAAGGACAGCCGGCACAAGAGGCACGAGCUGCGCUUCUCCCAGGGGGCUACCGAAGUCCUGGUGCUGGCACUGCAGAGCCGGGAGCAGGCCGAGGAGUGGCUGAAGGUCAUCCGAGAGGUCAGCAAGUCCGUUGGGGGUGCUGAGGGGGCAGAUGUGCCCAGAUCCCCAGUCCUCCUGUGCAAGGUGGACCUGGACAAGAGGCUGUCCCAAGAGAAGCAGACCUCGGAUUCCGACAGCAUGGGCCUGGGCGACAACUGUUCCACCCUUGGCCGCGAACACGGCAAAGGGAAGAAGAGCAGCCUGUCAGAGCUGAAGGGUUCAAUGAGCAGGGUUGCGGGCCGCAAGAUCACCCGUAUCAUCAGCUUCUCUAAGAAGAAGGCACUGGCCGAUGACCUGCAGACAUCCUCUACCGAGGAGGAGGUUCCAUGCUGUGGUUAUCUGAAUGUGCUGGUGAACCAUGGCUGGAAGGAACGCUGGUGCCGCCUGAAGUGCAACACCUUGUAUUUCCAUAAGGACCGCACGGACCUGCGGACCCACGUGAAUGCUAUCACCCUCCACGGUUGUGAGGUGGCCCCAAGCUUUGGGCCCAGACACCCAUUUGCCUUCAGGAUCCUGCGCAACCGGCAGGAGGUCGCCAUCUUGGAGGCAAGCUGCUCCGAGGACAUGGGCCGCUGGCUCGGGCUGCUGCUGGUGGAGAUGGGCUCCAAAGUCACUCCCGAAGCGCUGCAUUAUGACUACGUGGACGUGGAGACCUUAACCAGUAUCGUCAGUGCAGGGCGCAACUCCUUCCUAUAUGCAAGAUCCUGCCAGGAUCAGUGGCCUGAGCCCCGAGUCUAUGAUGAUGUUCCUUAUGAAAAGAUGCAGGAUGAGGAGCCUGAGCGUCCCUCUGGAGCCCAGAUCAAGCGCCAUGCCUCCACCUGCAGUGAGAAGUCCCAUCGGGCAGACCCACAGGUCAAAGUCAAGCGCCAUGCCUCCAGUGCCCAUCAAUAUAAGUACGGUAAGAACCGAGCUGAGGAGGAUGCCAGGAGGUACCUGGUAGAAAAAGAAAAGCUGGAGAAAGAGAAAGAGACAAUCCGGACAGAGCUGAUGACACUGCGGCAGGAAAAGAGGGAACUAAAGGAAGCCGUUCGGAACAGCCCAGGGGCAAAGUUAAAAGCUCUGGAAGAGGCCUUGGCCACCCUGGAAGCUCAGUGUCGGGCGAAGGAAGAGGGCCGUAUCGACCUGGAGCUGCGGCUGGUGGCUGUGAAGGAGCGCUUGCAGCAGUCCCUGGCAGGGGGCCCAGCCCUGGGACUCUGCGUGAACAGCAAGAGCAAGAGCGGCGAAACUGCAAAUAAACCCCAGAACAAUGCCCCAGAGCAACCCCUCCCUGUCAAUUGUGUUUCUGAGCUGCGGAAGAGGAGCCCAUCCAUUGUAACCUCCAACCAGGGAAGAGUGCUACAAAAAGCCAAGGAAUGGGAAAUGAAGAAGACCUAGAAAGAGGAUGAGGAUUUCAUCCAAAGGAGAUAACACCUUGUCCAUCCAAGGCAGAAAUGCUUUUUUCACAAGGAGACAUCAGAAGACUGGAAGUAGCCCACACUCUCUGGGGCACCCAAAAGACCAGCCUUUAUUGUCUGCAUGA
This is a messenger RNA of Mesoplodon densirostris (Blainville's beaked whale), 2477 nucleotides long. It is a transcript of the gene AFAP1L1, whose product is annotated as actin filament associated protein 1 like 1. Lineage: Eukaryota; Metazoa; Chordata; Mammalia; Artiodactyla; Ziphiidae. Gene Ontology annotation, molecular function: SH3 domain binding. Gene Ontology annotation, cellular component: cytosol. The transcript is spliced from 19 exons. The record is from RefSeq and is a predicted model, not a curated record. Bases 38 to 2332 code for a protein of 764 amino acids.